Toxotes jaculatrix (banded archerfish) is the source of this 3104-nucleotide messenger RNA. RefSeq names its product transcription factor AP-2 alpha (gene tfap2a). Bases 673 to 1947 code for a protein of 424 amino acids. Gene Ontology annotation, cellular component: nucleus. The transcript is spliced from 7 exons. Gene Ontology annotation, biological process: regulation of cell population proliferation; regulation of transcription by RNA polymerase II; anatomical structure development. The record is from RefSeq and is a predicted model, not a curated record. Lineage: Eukaryota; Metazoa; Chordata; Actinopteri; Toxotidae. Gene Ontology annotation, molecular function: DNA-binding transcription factor activity, RNA polymerase II-specific; RNA polymerase II transcription regulatory region sequence-specific DNA binding.
UCUCUCUCCCUCUCUCUCCCCAUCUCUGAUUAGAUAUACUGAUUCCUCCUUUCAAUGGACGUCAUUUAAGCGCUGACUCCUGCCUUGAGUUGCGUCCUCGGCUUCACACCCGAUUUCCGACCAUUCUCUCUCUAUUAUUAAGUAUUCCUGUAAUAUUAAUAGUCAUGAAUGCGCUCUAUUAGGAGUCCGAGAGGGAGACGAAGAAGCGGCUCUGUGGUUUCUUUUUUGGGGGGCUAAUAUGAGCUCAAGCGAGGGGACGGCAGCAGUGUGAUAGAAGCCAGGACAGUAAGGAGGAGAUAAAGAGAGGCUUACCAAGAGAAACUUUUCGAGCCCAAAUCCACCAGCACCGCCGAAUAUCAGCAUUUUAAGACCCCAAAUGAAGGGCAGCGGGGAUCUAACCAUUUCUUUCUGAUGGAUUAUCGUCCUGCUACCGUGGCACAUAUCUUCUGAUCGCCGGGGCCACCGUGAUCUUGCAGGAGAGAAAGAAGAAUCUUUUCGGGGGCUAUUUUUUCCUCUUUUUUUCCUCCCUUUUUCUUUUUUGUGUUACUGUUGUUUUGCUGGUUAUUCCCCUUUUUUGGUCGCCCACCUACCCCCCCCCCCCCCCCUUUCCAAACACUCACAGUGUUUUUGAACUGAUCAUUCUUUUCUUGAGUCGCACUAAAAUCCUUUCAGAUGUUAGUGCACAGUUUUUCCGCGAUGGAUCGUCACGACGGUACCAGCAAUGGGACAGCCAGGUUACCUCAGCUGGGCAGCGUGGGCCAGAGUCCCUAUACGAGCGCCCCUCCGCUCUCCCACACACCAAACUCGGACUUCCAGCCCCCGUACUUCCCCCCACCCUACCAGCCCAUCUACCCGCAGUCUCAGGACCCUUACUCGCAUGUCAACGACCCGUACUCCCUCAACUCCCUGCACGCUCAGCCGCAGCCGCAACACCCGGGCUGGCCGGGCCAGAGACAGGGUCAGGAGAGCGGCCUGCUGCACCAGCACCGCAGCCUGCCUCACCAGCUGUGCCGGGAAUAUCGCAGGGAAGUGCUGCUACCGUCCGGCCACGGCAUCGAAACGGGACUGUCAGACUCUAUCCCUAUCCAUGGAAUACCUCACUCUUUAGAAGACGUUCAGCCUGUUGAGGAUCAAGGAAUUCACAUUCCCGACCAGACUGUAAUUAAAAAAGGUCCAGUGUCUUUAUCCAAGAACAACAAUGUCUCCGCCAUCCCUGUAAAUAAGGACGGUCUUUUCGGAGGGGUGGUAAACCCUAAUGAGGUGUUCUGCUCGGUUCCGGGUCGCCUUUCCCUCCUCAGCUCCACAUCAAAGUACAAGGUCACGGUGGCGGAGGUGCAAAGACGCCUCUCGCCGCCCGAAUGCCUCAACGCCUCUCUGCUGGGCGGGGUGCUGAGGAGGGCCAAGUCUAAGAACGGAGGAAGAUCCUUAAGGGAGAAGCUGGAUAAAAUCGGCUUGAAUCUACCUGCGGGCAGACGCAAGGCAGCGAACGUCACCUUGCUGACGUCACUCGUCGAGGGCGAAGCGGUACAUCUUGCCAGGGAUUUUGGUUAUGUAUGCGAGACCGAGUUUCCAGCCAAGGCAGUAGCUGAAUAUGUAAACCGUCAGCAUUCCGACCCAAACGAACAAGUCCAAAGAAAAAACAUGCUAUUGGCCACGAAGCAAGUGUGCAAAGAGUUCACAGACCUGCUGUCCCAGGACCGCUCGCCGCUUGGAAACUCACGGCCGCAGCCCAUUCUCGAACCGGGAAUCCAGAGCUGCUUGACCCACUUCAGUCUAAUCUCGCACGGUUUUGGGACCCCGGCACUGUGCGCGGCCGUCACGGCCCUACAGAACUAUCUGACCGAGGCUAUCAAAGCCAUGGACAAAAUGUACCUCAACAACAACCCUAACAGUCACUCAGACAACGGCACUAAAGGCGGAGACAAAGACGAGAAGCACAGAAAGUGAUGUUUCCAUCCCGCCUUCAUCGAGGGCCAAAUCCCAUGACCCAAAUUCUACCCACACCUCUCCUCCUCCUUCUCCUCGAUCCAAUAUAAAUAUUAUAAAUACCUUAUAAAUACUAUUGAUAAAGUUAAUCGUGCCACUUCCUGAUCUUGCGUGGUUUUACAUGUUUUGUUUUUACAUCCCACUUUGGAUUCAUGAGGAAAUGACGCAAUUAUUUUCUUCUCCUUCUUCCAGAAAUGUUAUUAAAAAAAAAAAAACGAAAAAAAACCUAAAAGAAAAAAUGCUGCAAAGGAACAGCUCCAGGGCGAGAGGAGAGGAAAAGGUGUACUGCCUCAGCCAGAGGACGUUUUAUGUACUCCCCUCUUUUUUUUAUGAGCUGCAACGAAUGGACUGAAAUCCAGCGACCCCUCUAUAUCUCAAUUUUACGAUUGUGACAAGAAAGAAAAAACGAAGCUAAAAGAGGAUGAAUUCUUAUCAGUAUUGUGAAUAAUAAACUUGAAAACAAAGAGAAAUUCCACAGAGCUCCCUGUCAUGACUUCAGUUGUAGACUCUCACUCUCUCUCUCUUCCAAGCGACCAACUUGAACUUUUUGAAUUUCAACACGAUUCACGGUUAUAUAAGGGAAUCAGUGUUCAUGUAUGUAUAUAUUUAUUUAUGUGUAAUUUAAUGGGAAUUGUAAAUAUGGUGCGUCUGUUGAAACUUUUUCUUUUUUUAUUUUAUUUAUCUGGUGCCUCCUGUUUUAGUGGGUUUGAAUAUUCGCUUAGUUCUUCAUGUGAUUUUAUGGUUUUUAGAAAAAAAAACUGAAGUUUUGGGGUAUUUUUUAUUUCUCUGGGAUAUUUCAAUUCAGCCCUCUUGUAGCAUGUUGAGGCGACACUGAAGCAAGUGAACAAAUUUAAUAGUAAUAAAAACUUCCAUUUCUCUCUCUCUAUAUAUAUCAUCCUCUUUUCAGUUUUUAAUUUGAGGCAGCAUAAGUGAGACCCUGAGGAGAACUUUUUUUUGUGUGUUUCUAUUUUCGUUUUUAUACAAGCUUUUAUGUGUUGUGCCAAUCAGAAUACGUUUCACCCCUUGUUCUCACCUUAAAGCACCAUAAAAGCAAUAAAUGGAAUAUUGUCUACUUUUUCAUUUUUCUUUUUCUUCUUUUUUUAUGUUGGAAGACAUAC